CCACUUCGCCUUGCCCAAUCCUCAAUCCAAUACCCCACAAACAUCUUUUGCUUCAAAUCAGAAAACAGAGAGACAGAGAAAUUGCAGAGAGAGAGAGAGAGGGGGAGAGAGAGAGCCCCACUCGUCAAUGGGCUGCGCUUCAUCGAAACUGUUCAAGAAAGAAGAUAACAAUGGCGGCGGUGAAUACGUCAUCAACCACGUCGUCUCUCUCACUUCCAGCACUUACGGCGUUCUGAACCUCGAAAACGGCCAACAACCCAUCAAAGACGGCGUUGCGGAGAGCAAGAGGGCCGCGAUGAAAUCUUCGCCGCCCCGGGAAGAUCCGGAGGUUAUCAACGCCUGGGAACUCAUGGAGGGGCUCGAAGAAGGAAUACCCAUCUCGAAUCCGACGAAGAAGAGCCCGAAAUCGGGUGCGCUACUUCGGGGGUUUGCAGAUUUCGGUUCGAGGACCCCGUUCAAGUUGUUGAGUCAGAUCGGGUCGCCGAUGAAAUCGAAGCGAUUUGGAGGGAAGGAGAAUAAUAAAGAGAGAGUGGUGAAUGUUAAUGUGUUGGGUUAUAGCCCGAAACAGGUUCUGAAACCGAACAAUGGCGGCGAAAAUUCGUGUAAGAAGAUGUUGAAUUGGAGCCCUGGAGUAAAAGGGUCGCCCGUUGCGGCGAAAAGGCAGAGCUUUGGCAGUGAUUUAUCGCGACGGAGGAGUUUAAGUCCCCUGUUUGAUCCGGAACUCGUUGCAUCUUACGAGAAGGAAAUGUCUGAGGAGGAAGAGCACAUCAAGAGGAUGGUUCCACCGUCACCAAGGCCCCGUAAAUUAAGAAAUUCUUCGAAGGAUUCGGAGUCUAUGCUGCAAUUAUUUGAGAAAAAAUGCCCACCGGGCGGCGAGAAUGCAGUUGUUGUGUACACCACUACACUGAGAGGAAUUAGGAAGACUUUUGAGGAUUGCAACAAUUUGAGGUCCAUCGUGGAGUCACACCUAGUUCAUGUUCUCGAGCGUGAUAUAUCGAUGGAUUCUGGUUUUAAGGAGGAGAUAAGGAGGCUAAUGGGGACCAAGGAGGUUAAAGUUCCACUUGUAUUUGUGAAGGGGAGGCUGAUUGGCGGCGCCGACGAGGUGGUGAAGUUGGAGGAGGAAGGUAAGCUUGGGAUUCUGUUUGAUGGGAUUCCGAGGGCGGUCAUCGGAUGCCAAGGCUGUGCCGGAAUGAGAUUUGUGAUGUGCAUGGUUUGCAAUGGGAGCUGCAAAGUUUUGGAUAAGGUGCAAAAGAAGAUGGUGAAAUGCGGCGAGUGCAAUGAGAACGGUUUGAUUCACUGUCCACUUUGUUGCAGCUAAUUGUAAUUCCACUGACAGAUUUUGGUUUUUGGGUUUUCGGGUUUAUGAAAUCUUUGGUAUUCUGCCGGCAGAACGAAGAUUUUUGUUUUGAGUAGUGGGAUUCUAAAGUGUGUUUUAGGCCCCUUUUGCUGCUGGGUUUGUACUUAAAGAUUUUUUUUAACUUAAAAGACUGAUGUGAUUUUUCACACGCUCGUUUUAGAAGUUGA
Molecule: messenger RNA, 1524 nt
Organism: Pyrus x bretschneideri (Chinese white pear)
Lineage: Eukaryota; Viridiplantae; Streptophyta; Magnoliopsida; Rosales; Rosaceae
Exons: 1
Coding region: 128-1318 (396 amino acids)
Source: RefSeq, a predicted model, not a curated record